AAAUAUUUCAAUGACUGCGUAAUGAAUUGUUAUAAGCCGUAUAAUUCUGACUAAACGUCACAACAAUAUAAUGUUCCUUAAACCUGCAUGAAAAGUUGCCGGGCGGGCGUAGAAAGGGGGAUUUGUUUGAGUCUAUGAGCCGUGAGCAUGUAUUGCCAACCGAAAGGGACGGAAAGCUAAAAAAAGGGGAACAUGGCGGUCGCUACGAACUCUUUCGAUAGUUGGCUCAGCAAGAAGUUACAGUCUUUAAAUACAGACGAAGGUGUUUUCGGAUCGUACAUCAAAGGAAUUUUAGAAGGUGACGAGACAGAGGAUGAGAAGACCGAAGCCCUUGAAGGCAUACUCGCGGGCAUAACGGAUGAAAACAUUAGUAAACAUGUGACAGAAAUUCUAAAGGCUUGGGCUGAGUGGCUGCCUAUCAAAGAAGAUACUACUCGAAAAGAGCCAGUGGAAGAUGUAGAUGUCAGAUUGGCACGAAUGCUGGAAUCUCAGUCUCUUCCUACCACUGCGCAAAAGAGUUAUACAGAGGAAGAAAGGAAAAUAAGGGAAGCUAUUCUGGCACAGUAUAGUCAAAUGUCAGAGGAAGAGAAUAGCGAAGGAGAUGGAGAAGAAGAUGGUGUAAGUGCUAGUGACUGUGGAAUUGAAAAGAAUACAAAUGUAACUAACAUUAUACAACAAGAGAAGGAAAAGAGAGAAAAGGCUAAAUUAGAAAGUCAGAAAAAGAAAGAGAAAGACAAAGAAGAUAGAGAGAAACAGAAACAGUUGAGAGAAGAGAAGAAGGAAAAGAGAAAGACUCAGAAAGGAGAACGAAGAAGGUAGCAUUGGGACAACAGGAUUUUAUGUCUUAAGUCGAGUUUUCAAAUAAUCAUAUACAUCUGCGUUUAUUCUUGUGUAUGCAAUGUUCUCCAACGGCUAUGUCAAUCGUGUACUAAUCCUUUAUUAGAGAUCGAUGUUUGUAGAAUGCAUAUCCCGAAAGAACAUAACUUAAAACAAUAUCUGGAAUAGCAAAAUGUACAUGACUUACUGAUUGUAAGUAAUACCGAUUAUAUCGUAGAUGAAAAGUAUUAAUUAUACCAUGUAUGUAUGUACGUAACAUUGCAUCCUGUGCCUUCUGCCUGUUAAAAAUUUCUGUCGAACGACUUGAUCUUUUCUAAAAAAUUAUUUUUCUACUUAUUCUUUUUGUGUAUAUAUAUAUGUAUAUAUAUACACAUUCAACUUUUUUAUCAUCUGUACUCCGGAUGUAUUCAGUUCAUGUCUCCAAUUUUUGUUUGGAAUAACAGUAAUCUGUCUGAAGCAAUAGAAAUAAUAUACUUCGAAUACAGAUACAUGAUUUAUAUUUAUCGUUACGCUUGGCGUACUACAUCUCUUUCAUUCUGUGGAUCACGUGUAUUUAAAACGAUUACAUUUAAAUAAAUCACUUAAACAUUCA
Molecule: messenger RNA, 1429 nt
Organism: Ceratina calcarata
Lineage: Eukaryota; Metazoa; Arthropoda; Insecta; Hymenoptera; Apidae
Product: coiled-coil domain-containing protein 43
Exons: 3
Coding region: 193-819 (208 amino acids)
Source: RefSeq, a predicted model, not a curated record